UAGCCCGGAUGAGCACAUGUAGUAAACUUCCGGUUUGAUGUGUUGAUGUUGUGAAAAGUGUGUUUUCAUAUAAAUACUGAAUAAAAAUAUAGAAAUGGAGGAGGAUGACUGCCUGAGGUUUCAAGAUAUGGGUUUAGAUGACAGAUUACUUAAGGCUAUAUCUGAGUUAAAUUGGUCUGAACCGACCCCUAUUCAAGAGAAGGCUAUACCAUUAGCAUUAGAGGGUAAAGAUGUGUUAGCUCGAGCUAGAACAGGGUCUGGUAAAACAGGGGCUUUCUGUAUCCCGAUAAUAAAUAAAAUACUUUCAGAUAAACAGACAGCAAAAGAACAGACAGUGAAAGCCGUUAUUUUGACGCCAUCAAAAGAACUGUGUAAUCAAGCCUAUAAAAAUGUUAUUGAAUUAACUCGCUGUUGCUCCCGAGAGAUUAAAUGUAUUGACGUAGCUCCGCAAGUUCCUCUUUCAUCACAAAGGCCGAUGUUAAUGGAGAAACCGGAUAUAGUUGUUGGAACACCGAGUCGUGUUCUAGCUCACAUCAAGGGAGGUAAUUUAGAUCUACAGUCAAGUCUUGAGAUGGUCGUUAUUGAUGAAGCCGAUCUGGUUUUCUCGUUUGGUUAUGAAGAUGAUAUUAAAGACUUGAUCAAACAUUUUCCGAAGAUUUACCAGGCGUUCCUGAUGUCUGCUACUCUAACAGAUGAAGUUAAAGCUUUAAAGAAAAUGGUGCUACAUAAUCCAGUUAUUUUAAAAUUAGAAGAAUCACAACUUCCUGAAACAAAUCAAUUAACGCAAUAUGUCAUCAAAUGUGAACACAGUGAUAAAUUUGCCUUGCUCUGUUCGUUAUUAAAACUUCGACUGAUUCGAGGAAAAACUAUUUUAUUUGUAAAUUCUGUUAAUAAAUGUUAUAAAGUAAAGUUAUUUUUAGAACAGUUUGGUGUUCCUACUUGUGUUUUAAAUUCAGAAUUACCAGUGAACACAAGAUGUCAUAUUGUGAGUCAGUUUAACGAUGGUUUAUACGACUAUAUUAUCGCAUCAGACGAGUCCGCCUGCUUCAACCCCAUGGGGAAAACAUCAGAUAAAACAAAAACAAAAACCAAAGGCAACAAAAAAGAUAAAGAAUACAGUGUCUCACGAGGAAUAGAUUUUCAGAAUAUUUCUAACGUUAUAAAUUUUGAAUUCCCUAAAACUGUGAAAAAUUAUAUCCAUCGAGUUGGGAGAACGGCUCGUGGUGAUAAGAAGGGAACAGCUCUAUCAUUUGUUUGUGUAAAAGAAAUGCCGUUAUUAGAGGCAGUAGAGAAAGAACUGUCGGAACAAACAGAUGGUGGUAAAGUAUUUCAACCCUAUCAGUUUAAUAUGGCCGAGAUUGAAGGAUUCAGAUACAGAGCAAAGGAUGCCAUGAUGUCUGUAACACAUCAAGCUAUACAAGAGGCCAGAUUAAAAGAAAUAAAAAGUGAAAUGCUUUCUUCUCAAAAACUCAAGUCAUAUUUUGAAGAUAAUCCUCGUGAUUUACAAGUUUUACGUCACGAUAAAGCGCUACGCACAGUUAAACAACAAGAACAUUUAAAACAUGUUCCAGAUUAUAUAGUACCGAGAAGUUUACAAGGUUAUCGUGGUUUAAGAAGACAGAAUAAUCCCAGUGUUCAUCCUUACGCCAGUACACGAUCACACGCACAGAAACGAUAUCAGAGAAUGAAAGCCGAUCCUUUGAGAAGUUUUGAAUUUACUAAAGGGAGGAAAUCAUUCAGAAAGAAAUAAAACUUUUAUAUAUCA
Molecule: messenger RNA, 1765 nt
Organism: Patella vulgata (common limpet)
Lineage: Eukaryota; Metazoa; Mollusca; Gastropoda; Patellidae
Product: probable ATP-dependent RNA helicase DDX56
Exons: 17
Coding region: 95-1750 (551 amino acids)
Cellular component (GO): nucleolus
Molecular function (GO): nucleic acid binding; ATP binding; RNA helicase activity
Source: RefSeq, a predicted model, not a curated record